AUGACUAGCAAUGAUUUCCAUGAUGUGGGAAUCAUUGAACCAAGGUAUACUUGGUGUAAUAAUAAGGAAGGGAAUUCUAAAAUCUGGGAGAGGCUGGACAGAUGUAUUCUGAAUUCUACAGCCUUGAAAUUACUUCCUACUGCUGCUACUAGACAUCUUGCUAUGGUGGCAUCGGAUCAUAGCCUCAUUAUCCUCAAGAUGAAUGAUAAGGUACGGUUAAACUCUAAAAUUAUAAGGUUUGAAGAUACUUGGAGAUUGUAUCCAGCGGCUAGAAGCAUUGUUUAUCACUCAUGGAGGGAGAAGGAUGGUGGAGAGGAAGGCUUGAUUCUUCAAAAGAAGAUUAACAAAACUUUGAAGGCCUUAUUCUUUUGGAGUAGAAGUAAAUGCAAAGACUUAAAUGAUCUUAAAGUGAAGUUGAAGAUGGAAAUUCUGGAACUUCAAACUAAAGAAGCCUUGGGGAUUGGGUGGACAAAUCAAGACUUGCUUUUACUUAGAAGCAAAAUUCAUGAUCUCAAUGUUACCUUGAAGAGAUUAUCUACUUGGUGGAAUCAAAGAGCCAAGGCUAGAUGGAUUGAAGAAGGUGAUUUUAACUCCAAACUUUUCCAUAAUUUUGCUUCAAUCUUGGAAAAUACCACCAAUUCUCGUAAUCCGAAGGGAAGUUUAAGGAAGCAUCAUAUUGAUUUCUCAUCUUUUGGUGGGGGGCACCAAGAAAUAUAA
Molecule: messenger RNA, 717 nt
Organism: Dendrobium catenatum
Lineage: Eukaryota; Viridiplantae; Streptophyta; Magnoliopsida; Asparagales; Orchidaceae
Exons: 1
Coding region: 1-717 (238 amino acids)
Source: RefSeq, a predicted model, not a curated record